GACUGAGAGUACACACACACACACAAAACAAACAAUCAAUACAUAGAUCAACUUUAUCUGUUGUAGGUGAGAGAAUGGAGAUGCGAGUGGUGGCCAGUGUGGGGGCGCUGCUGCUGCUGGCCGUCAACACCACCGCCCGCUCCCUGGCGCCCGUCGACGUCCCCGACCCUCCCUUGCAUCGCCAUCUAUCUGUGUGCCCUGAAGCCGUCCCCGAGCCAGUUGUGAGGCCUGAAGUCAUUCUGAAGCCAGCUGUGAGGCCUGAAGUCAUUCUGAAGCCAGCUGUGAGGCCUGAAGUCAUUCUGAAGCCAGCUGUGAGGCCUGAAGUCAUUCUGAAGUCAGUUGUGAGGCCUGAAGUCAUUCUGAAGCCAGCUGUGAGGCCUGAAGUCAUUCUGAAGCCAGCUGUGACGCCUGAAAUCGUCCCCAGAUCAUUUGUGAAGCCUAAACAGUCUGGUGUAGUCUCUAAGAGCAUCUUUGAUAACGCAGCUACCACCACCACCCUGGACCCUUUCCAUGAGUUCUGCCGCGAGGCGUGUAAGGAGGGCGUGGGAGGACCCGAGUGUGACUGUCCUGACCACCCUGUUGGGCCAUGCCAUGCCCCGCCCUUCCCUCCCACCCUCACCGAGUCACAGUUGCCAGAUGAUCAAGACAGGAUCCGCCAGGCUCCAGCACAGUUGCCAGGUGACACUGACAGGAUCCGCCAGGCUCCAGCACAGUUGCCAGGUGACACUGACGGGAUCCGCCAGGCUCCAGCACAGUUGCCAGGUGACACUGACGGGAUCCGCCAGGCUCCAGCACAGUUGCCAGGUGACACUGACGGGACCCGCCAGGCUUCAGCACAGUUGCCAGGUGACCAUGACAUGGAACACUACCAUCCCCCAAAGCCCCGGAGGCCUAAGGUUCCUGGUAACGAUGGGGGUGACGUUAUUGGAGGCAACGUGACGGGGAGCCACGACUCUGUUCCCACUACCACCAAGGAUUCCCUCAGCGACUUUUGCGAAGUGGCGUGUAAGGAAGGUCGCGGUAGCCUGGCGUGCGAUUGUCCCAACCACAUCAUCGGCCGUCGGUCCGUCCGCUUCUUCACCCACGCACGUAGGCGACUUGCUCCUUCCCCUUACUUUGUCAGCGACACGUUUGGCGACCGCGUGAUAUCUCCAUAGUGUGCGAAAUGGUGUAGGGAUGGGCCGGGGGGCCCCGCCUGCCAAUGUGACAAGCUGCCCUUCAGAGCCCCAGUGGGGUCCCUCUACUACCAUAGCCGGCUGCCCUUCCUCACCAGGCCCUAGCUGCACCUUCUGAAGACGCUGACGUGUUUUGGUGGACAUUCGGUAGCACCAGCCAUAUGUGUGUGUGUGUGUGUGUGUGUGUGUGUGUGUGUGCGUGCUACCAGUAAUGGAACUUAAAAUGUAAAACGGUUACUAAUGUAGGAUAAGAGGUUGUGUACUUACGUUGAGUACAGAAGUGUGUGAGUAGGUCAACCUAUACAUAAAAUUCAACCCAACAAAAACUUUCUGAACGUAACUACGAAACCAAUCGUCAACCAUUCAUUAGUGUGUGUGUGUGUGUGUGUGUGUGUGUGUGUGUGUGUGUGUGUGUGUGUGUGUGUUUAUCCCAGCUUGGAGUGUAUCUCCCCCUCAUAUGAACAGGCGGACAAAACAUUCAUAAAGGAAAAGCUAAAACCCGAAAAAAAAUAGUUGAUCUAACUCCAAACAUGUCUACGAAGUUCAGGAUUACUUUUUGUUCUCACAUGGUGGUGAAGGAUGGUGAUGUGUGUCCCUGUUGUCACAUGGUGAUGAAGGAUGGUGAUGUGUGUCCCUGUUGUC
This is a messenger RNA of Homarus americanus (American lobster), 1817 nucleotides long. Its product is annotated as translation initiation factor IF-2-like. The coding region runs from base 75 to 1157 and encodes 360 amino acids. NCBI's taxonomy places the organism in Eukaryota, Metazoa, Arthropoda, Malacostraca, Decapoda, Nephropidae. The transcript is spliced from 2 exons. The record is from RefSeq and is a predicted model, not a curated record.